AAAACCUAUCCUAAACAAAAUGAUUAUUAAUUAAAUCGAUUGAAAUGUACAUUAUAUUGAUAACAGUGAUAGUAUGCGGUACAUGGUGUGGAAAUCGUGCGUAUCCUUUAAUCAAAGGGGGUCCUUUAACUAAUACAUAUAAAUUUCACUCAAUGAUGUUCCAUUGGGGACCAUCGGAUAACGAAGGAAGUGAACAUACGAUUAAUGAUGUUCGAUAUGCCAUGGAAUUGCAAUUUGUUCAUGUUAAAAGUGAUUUAUUUUCACCUUUUCAAGCAGCUAUACUAAACGCUAAAGAUGGUGUUGUCAUAGUAUCAUCUUUUUUCAACAUAAUACCUGUUGAUAAUCCUUAUUUGGAUUAUAUAGUAAACAAUUUGAGAUACAUCAAACAACCUGGUAGUAAGGUAUAUAUACCACCUUUUCCUUUAUCAUGGUUGCAUAAUACAGAAGGAAACCAUUAUUACGCCUAUCACGGUUCUCUUACUCAGCCACCCUGCAGUGAGAUUGUCACUUGGCUUAUCGAUCCGGUUCCUGUACCAAUCUCCUCUAAUCAGGUUGCAAAAUUUCGAGAAAUCUGUUCAAACGAUGGAUUACUUUUGACCAAUUGCAGACCGGUUCAAUAUUUAAAUGGACGUGACGUUUAUCAUUAUCCCUGA
Polistes dominula (European paper wasp) is the source of this 653-nucleotide messenger RNA. Its product is annotated as carbonic anhydrase 1. Gene Ontology annotation, molecular function: zinc ion binding; carbonate dehydratase activity. NCBI's taxonomy places the organism in Eukaryota, Metazoa, Arthropoda, Insecta, Hymenoptera, Vespidae. The record is from RefSeq and is a predicted model, not a curated record. Gene Ontology annotation, cellular component: cytoplasm.